GGGGCAGAUGGGUUGGCUGAAUGUGCUUUGAAAGCUUUACAGGGAAAGGGGGGUUUGUAAUCUUUUUGGCUCAUUUGGUUCGUCCCCCCAUCCGAUUCACCUCACUCCGAUUGGUUGAUUGGAGGCGGGGCCGCCAUGCCAUAGCACACGAGAUUACUACAUUGCCACUCUAUCGCUCGCUCGCUCGCUCGACAGCAGCAGAAGCAGAAGCCGACGGAAGAAAGCAGGAAACAUACUGGAGCAACAGCCACAAUAAAGGUCGCAGCUUUCCAUGGUCACGGAGCUCUAAGAGGGUGGGCGAGGCAAGCUCCUAUGGGGAUCUCUUCGGAAGAAGCCGCGGAUCGAAGGAUGGAGGGGUGGCUGUACCUCGUCCGGCACAAUCGCCUUGGGUUGCAGUACUCGAGGAAGAGGUACUUCGUUCUUCGAGGCAACGCCCUCGAUUGCUUCAAGACCGCGCCCACGUCGAACGGGGAGGAACCUAGUAGGAGUGCAGUGGUUGACUCCUCCAUACGCAUCACUGAUAAUGGGAGAGAUAUUUUGCAUAGAAAUGUCUUGUAUAUAUUUACGCUUUAUAAUGCCUCUAAUCACAAAGAUCAACUUAAGUUGGGUGCUAGAAGCUCAGAAGAAGCAGCUAGGUGGAUCAGAUCUCUAAUGGAAGCAGCAUUAAAGGUUUUGAUGUUCUUGUUAGUUCUUUUGUAUUCCUUGACAAUACUGUACAUGUUUAUACAUUUGCAGGAAGGCCCAAACAAAGAAGAAAAUGUUGUAUCUCGUUCAAAAAGAAGAUUUAGGAUGAUUCGUAGGAGUGGGAGAAGCCAGAAACGCUCUGUAGAUUGGACUGUAUUCACAUCUGUGCUUGCUGAUCCAAUGGCGUCUGAUGUAAUUGCACCUUCCCCAUGGACGAUAGUUGGCUGCAGAAACGGCUUGCGGCUGUUUAAAGAGGCAAGAGAUGCUGAUUCUCGGGGAAUGUAUCGGGAUGACCAUCCAGCUUUAAUGGCAGUAGGUGUCAUUGAUGCAUCCUCAGAAGCCAUUUUCAAGAGAGUUAUGUCUCUUGGUUCAUCAAGAUCAGAAUGGGAUUUCUGUUUAUUAGAAGGCAAUGUGGUCGAGCACGUGGAUGGUCACACUGAUAUCAUUCACAAAAAACUGUGUGGUGAUUGGUUGCCAUGGCGAAUGAAAAGAAGGGAUUUAUUACUACGACGGUACUGGAGGAGGGAAGAUGAUGGAACAUAUGUAAUUCUGUACCACUCUGUUUUCCACCAAAAAUGUCCAUCUAAGAGAGGUUAUGUUCGUGCCUGCCUUAAAAGUGGUGGAUAUGUGAUAUCUCCAGUGAGCCAAGGAAAACAAUCAGUUGUAAAACACAUGCUUGCAGUUGAUUGGAAAUUUUGGAAAUCUUAUUUUUUCACCUCUUCUGCAAAGUAUAUUACAAUCCGGAUGCUAGGGAGAGUUGCAGCUCUUCGAGAAUUCUUCCGGGCAAAACUUGGUAGCAGGGCAUGCUCUGAUUUAUCUUCAAGUGAAUCAACAAGGGAAAUAGAGUUGCAACAGAGUGAAAAGGAACAAAUGAAACUAGAAGUACACUCAGCAGAUGAAAAUGAUAAUAUCGAGGACUCUGCAGAUGAGACACAGAGAUCACCUACCAAAAUUGCAAAGGCAAGUGGAUCAUUCCUUCAAAUGAAUGAUGCAGCUGAUGAGUUCUUUGAUGUUAUCAAUGAACCAGAGUAUGAUGAAACAGAGGCUUUGUGGCCUUCUGAGGAAGGCAUGAUGCAACCCCAGUUAGUGCAGGACCAGCAUCAUUCCAAGCUAUCAACGGCUGCAGUUUUCGUGAAAAAGUUGCAUGAUAUUGCAGUUCAAAAAAAAGGUUAUAUUGACUUACAGGAAGCCUCAUUAGGGGAAAGUGUGCCAUGUAGCUAUGGAUUAACACUUCCGAAAGACCUAAACUGUAGUUUGCCUUCCAGUUGGGCAAUGGCAGAUCCUUCAACAUUUUUAAUUCGUGGCAAAUCUUACCUACAUGAUCAUCAAAAGAUAAAAGCCAAUGGUACCUUGAUGCAAAUGGUAGCUGCUGAUUGGUUAAAUUCUGAUAAACGUGAAGAUGACCUCGGUGGUCGACCAGGGGGAAUUGUCCAGAAGUAUUCAGCGCAAGGUGGCAGUGAGUUUUUCUUCAUCAUACACAUACAGGUUCCAGGUUCGACCACAUACAGCCUAGCUUUUUAUUACAUGAUGGAUUGUCCAUUGGAAAGUGUUCCCCUCCUAGAAAGAUUUGUCAAAGGUGACGAUGCAUAUAGGAAUUCAAGGUUUAAACUCAUUCCAUACAUAUCAAAGGGUUCUUGGAUAGUGAAGCAAAGUGUGGGAAAGAAAGCAUGUCUGGUGGGUCAAGCACUUCACAUCAAUUAUUUUUGUGGGUGCAACUAUAUUGAGCUUGGAAUUGACAUCGGCUCAUCAACAGUUGCUAGGGGCGUCGUGAGUCUUGUUCUUGGUUACUUGAGCAAUCUGGUUAUAGAAAUGGCAUUUCUGAUUCAGGGCAAUACGGAAGAAGAGCUUCCCGAGUUCCUUCUUGGGACGUGCAGGCUGAACCAUCUUGAUGUCUCUAAAUCGGUUCCAUUAACCGAUGAUAAUCAUAAGAUUAGAUUAUGAUUUGCUUGCACAUAUAUGAUUCUUUCAUUUGAUAACAAGCUGGACAUGGAAGCAAGUACACUUGUUCCUGGAGAUGCAGUAACAAUUGGAAAUGAUACUGAUGUCUACUUAUAAUUCGUAGUAAUAUGUCGAUGCAUCAAUUAGAUAUCGGCUACAUUAUGAUAGAUUUUGGUCUUUAGAUGCUAUUUAAUUGCUUGUUUAUAUUCCAUUGCUGUCGAUUACAUGUUUAUAAGUAAUCUUUUGUGAUCAUUCA
Musa acuminata subsp. malaccensis (wild Malaysian banana) is the source of this 2878-nucleotide messenger RNA. The record is from RefSeq and is a predicted model, not a curated record. Lineage: Eukaryota; Viridiplantae; Streptophyta; Magnoliopsida; Zingiberales; Musaceae.